AUGAAUGCACACAAGACCGGAGGAGGGGUUUCCCUGUGGGUACACUGGGUUCAGACGGUUCUUACCGUGCUGAUAUUCGUGGCGAUGUUUGGAGCAGCGAUCUCUUCGAGACUGUUUUCCGUGAUUCGGUUUGAGUCUAUCAUUCAUGAGUUCGAUCCGUGGUUCAACUUCAGGGCGACAAAAUACCUUGUGUCGCAUUCUUUUUUGGAGUUUCUCAACUGGUUCGACGACAGAACGUGGUAUCCGCUUGGGAGAGUCACUGGCGGUACGCUGUAUCCGGGGCUGAUGACCACUAGUGGCGCUGUCUGGCAUCUGUUCAGAAAGAUUGGGUUGCCGGUCGACAUUAGAAACAUUUGUGUUAUGUUUGCUCCCGCUUUCUCGGGUGUCACGGCGUGGGCCACUUAUCAGUUCACGAAGGAGAUCAAGGACUCGAGUGCGGGCCUGUUGGCGGGGGCUUUCAUGGCGAUUGUGCCCGGGUACAUAUCGAGAUCUGUGGCGGGGUCGUACGAUAACGAGGCGAUCGCCAUCACGUUGCUGAUGGUUACGUUUAUGUUCUGGAUCAAGGCGCAGAAGAGAGGUUCUAUCUUCUAUGCGUCGUUGACGGCAUUGUUUUACUUCUAUAUGGUUUCUGCCUGGGGUGGUUACGUGUUUAUCACCAAUCUGAUUCCCCUGCACAUCUUCAUCUUGAUCCUGAUGGGGCGUUACAACUCGAAAUUGUAUGCUGCUUAUACGACUUGGUACACUAUCGGUACUUUGGCUUCGAUGCAGAUUCCAUUUGUUGGAUUCUUGCCCAUCAAAUCGAAUGACCAUAUGGCAGCGUUAGGUGUCUUUGGACUGGUCCAGAUCGUGGCUUUUGGUAACUUCGUCAAGUCGCAGGUUGCUUCAGAGAAGUUCAAAAUUGUCAUGGUUGUUUCACUUCUGGUGAUCUUUGUCGUCGGCGUCGCCGGUCUGUUCACGUUGACUUAUAUGGGGUUCAUUGCUCCAUGGACCGGUAGAUUCUACUCUCUAUGGGACACCAAUUAUGCUAAGAUUCAUAUUCCUAUCAUUGCGUCCGUCUCAGAACAUCAGCCUGUCGCUUGGCCGGCUUUCUUCUUUGACACACAUUUUCUUAUCUGGCUAUUCCCAGCUGGUGUGUUCCUAUUGUUUUUGGAAUUGAAGGAUGAACAUGUCUUCGUUAUCGCGUACUCUGUAUUAUGCUCGUAUUUUGCAGGCGUCAUGAUCAGAUUGAUGCUAACUUUGACUCCCGUCAUCUGUGUAUGUGCGGCUGUUACGUUGUCCAAGCUAUUCGAUGUGUAUCUUGAUUUCUCCAAAGGCACAACCGGCCCUAAAAAGAAUUAUGGUUCAUUACUUUCGCGCUUGGUGGUUUCAGGCUCGUUCAUUUACUACUUGUAUCUGUUUGUCUUCCACUGUACCUGGGUCACAAGAAUCGCGUACUCAUCUCCUUCUGUCGUUAUGCCAUCUCAGACGGCUGAUGGCCGUCCAGCACUGAUCGAUGACUUCCGUGAAGCUUACUAUUGGUUGAGAAUGAAUACGGAUGAAGACGCGAAAGUUGCCGCCUGGUGGGAUUAUGGUUAUCAAAUCGGCGGUAUGGCCGAUAGAACUACCCUAGUCGACAACAACACCUGGAAUAACACACACAUAGCGACAGUGGGCAAAGCUAUGUCGUCACCUGAAUGGAAGUCCUACGAGAUCUUUAAGCAACAUGACGUUGACUACGUUUUGGUCAUCUUUGGUGGUGUGCUUGGGUUCAACGGAGACGAUUUGAACAAGUUUCUAUGGAUGAUCAGAAUUAGCGAGGGUAUCUGGCCUGAAGAGAUCAAAGAGAGAAAUUUCUUUACCGCAAACAACGAAUAUCGAGUCGACUCACAAGCAACGAAAACUAUGAAGCAGUCCUUGCUAUACAAGAUGUCUUACAAGGAUUUCCCAGAGCUAUUCAAAGGACAGGGUCAAGAUAAAGCCCGUGGUCAAACAGUCUCAGCUUCAGAUGUGGAACCUCUCGACUACUUCGAGGAAGUCUUCACUUCCGAAAACUGGCUAGUGAGAAUAUACCAACUCAAAGACAUGGACUUCGCUGGUAGAGAUUUACAUGACGUUGGGCUAUUUGACAGAAACUCGGUAAAGGCAUCCAAAAGGAGAAGUAUGAAGAAGCCAAAGCUCGAACUCAGAGUCUAG
Messenger RNA from Torulaspora globosa, 2172 nucleotides. It is a transcript of the gene STT3, whose product is annotated as dolichyl-diphosphooligosaccharide--protein glycosyltransferase subunit STT3. Gene Ontology annotation, molecular function: dolichyl-diphosphooligosaccharide-protein glycotransferase activity. The transcript has a single exon. Gene Ontology annotation, biological process: post-translational protein modification. The record is from RefSeq and is a predicted model, not a curated record. Gene Ontology annotation, cellular component: membrane. The coding region runs from base 1 to 2172 and encodes 723 amino acids. NCBI's taxonomy places the organism in Eukaryota, Fungi, Ascomycota, Saccharomycetes, Saccharomycetales, Saccharomycetaceae.